CUAGGCGGAAUAUUAAUUUAUUCGUCCACGGCUAUUCGCGCAGACCCCCAACAGGGCGUUCCCUCCCCGUUACCGCCCCCUGCCGGUCCGGCCCCCGCACUGGUGCUGCUCCUAAUUGCCGGCGGUUCGUCCUUCAUUUGAUAAGACAAGGAAAAAAAAAAAAAAAAAAAAAAAAAGGAAAAAUGGAGCGAGCGCUGGGGUCUGGAUGCGAAGUAUAAAAUCUCAGCAGGAUUCAUACGCACGUGUUGUUUUUAUGAACACAACCGUAUUUUCCGUGUACAAAUUAGACCGCGUCGUUUGAAAAAGGAGAAAAAAAAAAAAAGAUGGAUCAUAGACGGAAGAAGAAGCUGACCUUUGUCACGAUUCUGUUAAUCUUCCUUCUUAGUGGAGUCGAGUACGCUGUGAUCCUGCCAACCAUAUGGAGGUAUCUUCAGACUCUAGAAGCAGCACCAUACUUUCUGGGUCUUGGCUUGUCAGCGUUCAGCCUGAGCGGACUCCUUUCGGGACCCCUGUUUGGCUACUGGUCUGACAGGACUCGCUCCACCAAGGGCAUUAUUCUGUUCGCAAACCUUUUUGAGAUUGUGGGGAACUUUAUGUAUUUCAUGGGCUACUCAAAGUGGUUGCUGUUGUCCAGUCGUUUUGUAGCAGGUAUUGGUACAGGUGCUGGCUCAUCCAUUUUUGGAUAUCUGACUCGCAGCACAGCCCUUGAAGAUCGUGCUAUUGUCUUUGCAGCUGUGAUGGCAUCCCGGCAGGCUGGGCUCUUGAUUGGUCCAGGGUUGAACAUCUUCCUAAGGUUGUGUGAUUUCCAGCUUGGUCCAUUUGUUGUGAACAAGUACACUGCUCCAGGACUGUUCAUGUGCCUGCUCUGGACGUUGCUUGAGCUAGCAGUGCUGCUGAUGUACUGGGACCUCCCUCCACAAGAAGGCAGUAACAGCAAUGUUUUGGUGAGGGAGGUGGAGGAGGAGGGCGAGAGCGAUGAGGAGAAACUUCUGAUGAGCUCUGAAGAGCACUCUGGGUUUUACGGCACCGUUUCUUCAGAGCAGUUGCAACCGACUGCAGGAUGCAGCACUGAUUCACCUAGUCUUCCCCCACCCCCCUCUCCCUUGCCGCUAUGUAUUCGUUUGAACCCCUUCAAGAAUGUGAGCACCAGUGGGGAUCUUCUGAGGGAAGAGGUAAUGGUUCUUCUCAUGGCCCAGUUCAUCACACUCUUCAACCAGACUGCCUUAGAGGCCAUGGUGACUCCUCUCACACAAAAGUACUUCAACUUUGGUGAGCUGGAGAACAGCGUGAUGUACUGCAUUUGUGGACUGGAGGUGAUAAUCACGUUCUUCUUCCUGCGCUGGCUGACUGGACGCAUGGCUGAACGUGAAGUUCUGGCCUUAGGACUGAUAGUCUCCAACAUCUCUUGUGUCUGGUGCCUCAUUUUCCUGACCAACCCUCAGGGUGGGUUCCGAUGGCAGUUAACAGAGUUCAUAAUUGGGGUGUUCUUACAGGUACUAGGAUUGCCCUUUGUUAGUGUUUCCUUGGUGUCCCUCUUCUCCAAGAUAACUGCAGAGAAGAGCCAAGGGUUCAGCCAAGGCAUUCGUCGCUCUGUAGGAGGACUGGCCACUAUUCUAGGACCCAUUUGGGCUGGGGGCCUUACAGGGAACCUUUACAUCAUGCUAGGGGUCAUGAUGGGCCUUCUCACGCUGCUCUCUGUUAUGAUGUUUUUCUCCUACAACCGCCUGGUAGAACCACGUAUUGUACAGCAUGGUGACAUUUCAGAGGAUUGUGGGUAAAACGGAAGGCAAGAAAGCUCAUCCCCGUAGCAUGCCCGAAGAUUGACCUACAGAGAGCGAUGGCAAGGGAAUUUCGUGGAGACUGGGACAUGGUUUCUGUUGAACAGAGCAUGUUACUUUCUGUGCAACGACAACGUUUGCCAGCCAUUUUGCUUUCCUCACGUCCCUGUAUUGGGAGGAUUUAGCAUUUUUACAUAAUAUUCAGCUAUCUAAUACAUAUGGGAAGGGAAACGAUAAAAAAAGUGGAAAUAUAGCGACUAUCAACAAAAUUUAUAUUAUGUUCACUUCAUUGAGUUUUGGUAAAUAUAGCAUUUCACCCCCCCACCCUUAUAAGAUCACACUUUGUCCUCUAAGUGCUAUCCAGUAUUAUCACUUGAUUGCUGGAAUUCCAAAAUUAAAUUUUUUUUUUUAAAUUGUUUU
Molecule: messenger RNA, 2198 nt
Organism: Scleropages formosus (Asian bonytongue)
Lineage: Eukaryota; Metazoa; Chordata; Actinopteri; Osteoglossiformes; Osteoglossidae
Product: major facilitator superfamily domain-containing protein 8-like
Exons: 12
Coding region: 324-1778 (484 amino acids)
Biological process (GO): transmembrane transport
Molecular function (GO): transmembrane transporter activity
Source: RefSeq, a predicted model, not a curated record